This is a messenger RNA of Nilaparvata lugens (brown planthopper), 912 nucleotides long. Its product is annotated as probable ATP-dependent RNA helicase DDX49. The record is from RefSeq and is a predicted model, not a curated record. Lineage: Eukaryota; Metazoa; Arthropoda; Insecta; Hemiptera; Delphacidae. Gene Ontology annotation, molecular function: ATP binding; nucleic acid binding.
AUGGUGUGCACUUUCAGGCGUCUGAAGAUGGGGUUGACAAUGGGCAAUGAAGUCACUGUUUGUAAGGAUCCGCAGUGCCUUCUUUCGAAGAAUCAGGAUGUCAUUGGCAUGCGGAGAAUGACCCAGGGUGCGCCUCCAGGGAUCGCGGGUUUGCUACAGGAGUGCAGCUCUCCGCUACUCCAACAGGCUACCUGCAGGGGUGAAGCAGUUGGAUACCAGCAAAUCGAAACCUGGACAAACCCUGCACCCAGCUUCCUUGGCAAUAUAGACGACUCAUCGAUGAUCGGUGAUGCACCCUGUUUUUUGUCAUUUGAGUCCUCACAAGCCUGUCCAUUUGUUCCAGACGAGUGUCAGACCACUUCAGAACACCAAAACUGUCUGAAACAUCCAACGCCUAUUCAAGAAAACUGUAUUCCAAAAAUAAUAGAAGGAAGAGAUUGUAUUGGAGCAGCUAAGACCGGUAGCGGAAAAACUCUAGUGUUUGCAUUGCCGAUUCUCCACAAGCUAUGUGAAGACCCAUAUGGAAUUUUUGCUCUGGUUUUGACUCCAACCAGGGAGCUUGCAUUUCAGAUAGGCGAUUCGUUUGCUGUGAUUGGUCGCGCAAUCAACCUGAGGCAAAGCAUAAUAGUCGGUGGCAUGGACAUGGUCGCUCAGGGCUCCGAAUUGGCAAAAAAGCCUCAUGUCGUUAUCGCUACACCUGGCAGGUUAGCUGAUCACCUAGAAAGUUGCAAAACAUUCUCCCUGCAACAGAUCAAGUUCCGUCUGGACGAAGCUGACAGAUUACUGGGCGGGGCAUUCGAUGGCCAGUCAAGAACUAUAUUCUCGGCACUGCCACACAACAAACAGACUCUGCUGUUUAGUGCCACAAUCACUGACACACUUGAGAAAGUUAAAAAAGUCGCUAAGAAUGAG